GCCUGACGCGGGGCUCGAACUCACAAACCGUGAGAUCGUGACCUGAGCUGAAGUCGGACGCUCAACCGACUGAGCCACCCAGGCGCCCCUCUCCUGUAUUUUAAAAUUUACUGUGACAUUGUCCCCCUGCUCCCUUCACUCUAUGAGUGUUUCUACAUUUUAAAAGUCCUUAAUAAAUUUGAUUAAUAAUGCGUUAUGCCAUAACUGGAUGUUAAGUACAGUAGUCCCUUCUUAACCUUGGGGAGAUGCAUUUCAAGCCAUCCAGUAGAUGCCUGAAACCCUGUAUAGUACUGAACCCUAUAUAUACUAUGUUUUUUCCUAUGCAUACAGACCUAUGAUAGCUUAAUUUAUAAUUAGGCACAGUAAGAGAUUAACAAUGACUAAUAAUAAAAUAGAACAAUUAUAACAAUAUGUUGUAAUAAAUGUUAUGUGAAGGUGGUCUCUGAAGGUAUCUUAUUGUACUCACCCUUCUUGUGAUGAUGUGAGAUGAUAAAAUGCCUAUGUGAUGAGAUGAAGUGAGGUGAAUGAUCUAGGUGUUGUAAUGUAGCAUUAGGCUACUAUUGACUUGAUUUACGUCAGAAGGAGGCUUAUCUACUUGGAGACUGGGGAUGACUGCAGGUAACUCAAACUGUGGAAGGUGAAACUGCAGCUAAGGGGUAGGGGUGGGAGGACUACUGGAAUUAUUCAACCAAUAUUCUAUUACUGGAUAAUUAAAUUAUUGCCAGUUUUUUGCUUUUAUUCUUAUCUAUUUGUUUUAAUCUGGCUUUUUUAUAGUUGAGUAUUGGUCUGCCAUAAAACUCCCUUUUACUCAGAAGUGGAAAUCAUUCCACUGUAAAUUUCUUGACUCUGAACCUAGGAAUGGGCAACUUGGUCCUGCUUCCGUGUGUGUGUGUGUGUGUGUGUGUGUGUGUGUGUGUCUGUUUUAAUAAAUAUUUAUUAAUCGCAAGUCAUCCUUUUGGCAAUAUUUUUUUUUAUGUAAGCUCUACACCUAACAUGGAGCUUGAACUUAACCCCAAGAUCAAAAGUCACACUCUACUGACUAAGCCAGCCAGGCCCUCCUGUCCUACUUCUUCAUUUGUAAUCCAUUAAAGUGUGUUCUUGUGUAUCUUAAAGUAUAAAGUGACAAGUACCUUGAACUCAGUCAUACCUGCACACAUGAGCUUUAUCUUAUCUGCAGUUACUUUUCUAUAUCAUUUUUAUUAGUUUAUUUCACAGUGCAAAAGUUCUCAAGUUUUUACUUGAAUGAGUUCUAAGUUGUCAAAGUAGUUGGCAUAAAGUUUUUAUAAUAUUCUUUUAUUUUCCUUUUAAUGUCUAUUGGAUCUGCAGUGAUAAGCCCUCUUUCACUUUGAUAUUUGUUAUUUUAUUCUUUUUAUUUGACCAGUCGGGCUUGUAGUUUAUCAAUUUUGUCUGUCUUCUCAAAGAACUAAAUUUGUCUUUGUUAAUUUCUUUCUGUUGUUUAUUUUCCAUUUCAUUGAUAAUAUGCUUUUCUUAUUUCCUUUCUUAUAUUUACUUUGGGUUUACUUUCCUCUUUUUUCCUAGAUUUUGAGGUAGACUUGGGUCGUUGAUUUUAGAACUUCUUUUCCAGUAUAAGUCACUAAGAUGAUAAAUUUCACUUUGUAGCUUUAGCUUCAUCCUACAAAUAUUUUCAUUUUGUACUUCCAUUAUCAUUCAGUUUAAAAUAUUUUCUAAUUUCUGACUUCUUCCUUGACCUGUGGAUAAUUAGAAGUGUGUUUGAUUUUCAAAUAUUUGGGAACAAAUAAGGAAUAACAUAUUCUGGAUUAUUUUAUUACUUUCUAAUUUAAUUCCAUUGUGGUCUAAAAAAAUACUGAUUUCAGCAUUUUUGAAUUUGUUAAGAUUAAUUUUAUGGUGCAGUGUAUGGUUUAUCUUGUUAAAUAUAUCAUGUGGGCUUAGUGUUCUAUAAAUAGCAAUUAGGUCAAGGUCAUUGAUAGCAUAGUUUAAAUUUAUGCCUUAACUGAUUUUUGCCAAGUUAUUCUAUCAAUUGCUGAGAAAGGAAUGUUAAAAUUUUUAACCAUCAUUAUGGAAUUGUUUAUUUCUCGCUUUAAUUCUGUCUCAAAUUUUGCCUCAUAUAUUUUGAAAUCCUUUAUUAAGAUUUAUGAUUUUUAUGAAUUUGCCAUUAUUUAUUUUUUUAAGCUUAUUUAUUUUGCGGGAGAAAGAGUGAGAGAGAAUGCACAUGCCAGCGGGGAGGGGCAGAGAGAGAGGAAGAAGAGAAUCCGAGCAGCAGGUUCUGACAGCAGGGAGACUGAUGCAGGGCUCAAUCUCAUGAACUAUGGUAUCAUGACCGGAGCCGAAGCCAAGAGGACACUCAACUGACUAAGUCACCCAGCCCUUCCCCUCACUCUCUCCUGACCUCAGAACUGCUGGAUCCUUUGAAGCUCCCUCAACAACCCACCCCCACUUCUGGCUGAGCCACCAACUUCAGACCGUCGAGCCUCGUCUUGCCCAGGCAUUUUCUCCCAUCACAGGUUUACUCAAAGCAUUACUUGAAGAAUCUUCAAGGUGCCACAUUUUAACAAUGAUUCAGCUGACAGCUACCCCUGCAAGCACGCUGACUGAUGAGCCAGUGCACAUCCGAGCUACAGGCCUGCGUCCGUCUCAGAUAGUGAUUUUUCAGGCAACACUGGAAGAUGAAAAGGGGAACCUGUUUCAUUCUCAAGCCUACUAUAAGACCAGUGAAGUUGGUGAGGUAGACCUGGAUCAUGCUCCUUCACUUGGAGGUGACUAUAUAGGAGUCCACCCCAUGGGUCUCUUCUGGUCUCUGAAACCUGAAAAAUUUUUAACUAAAUUGAUGAAAAGAGAUGUGAUGACUAGCCCCUUCCUGGUCCAGAUAAAACUUUAUGAUUCAAAUUUACCAUUAGCCCAGAUUGCUGCCACUGAUCCAAAAGUCAGCGUGACUUUGGAGAGGUGGUACAGAGCACCUGGUGUCACACGGAUCCAAGUUCAAGAAGGCCACCUUCGGGGAGCCCUCUUUCUCCCUCCUGGAGAGGGCCGUUUCCCAGGGGUAAUUGACUUGUUUGCUGAUAUUGGUGGGCUGAUUGAAUACCGAGCCAGUCUCCUGGCCAGUCAUGGCUUUGCUGCGUUGGCCUUGGCCUACUGUGACUAUGAAGAUCUGCCUUUACACCCAGAAAAAAUAGAGUUAGAAUAUUUUGAAGAAGCUGUCAACUUCCUCCUGAGACAUCCGAAGGUCCUUGGCCCAGGCAUUGGGAUAGUUUCCAUAAGCAAAGGAGCAGAGAUUGGACUCUCCAUGGCUAUUCAUCUAAAACAGGUCACAGCCACCGUGCUUAUUAAUGGACCCAACUUUGUAUUUAGCACUCCACAGGUAUAUCGUGGUCAAAUUAGUCAGCCCUUGUCCUUCUCUCCACAGUUAGUAUCUAUCAAUGCCUUAGGGUUAGCACAGUUCCAGUAUUGUUUUGAGGAAGCUAGAAGUAAAGCCAGUGAGACCUUUUUUUUCCCCAUUGAAAAGGCCCAGGGACAUUUCCUCUUCAUUGUGGGAGAAGAUGAUAAGAGUAUCAACAGCAAAGCAUAUGCUGAGCAAGCCACAGAACAGUUGAGGAGAAAUGGGAAGGACAAUUGGACCCUGCUAUCUUACCCUGGGGCAGGCCACAUGUUAGAGCCUCCCUAUUCCCCACUGUGCUGUGCCUCAAAGCUCUCCAAACUCCACCUGUUCAUGCAGUGGGGAGGAGAGGUGACCCUGCAUGCAGCUGCACAGGAGCAUUCUUGGAAGGAGAUCCAGAAGUUUCUCAGGAAGCAUCUCAUUCCAGUUGUGACCAGUCAACUCUGAGAAAAUGUUCCUGAGAAAUAGAGAAGCAAUAUCAGACCUUCACUUGAUUUUCAUGGAACAAUGUCUUUGACCUCUUAUUGCGGGAGGUUAUAAUAAGAGAAAGCAAGAGGAUGGCAAUGGUCAUGUCUUGACUUGGAAAGGAAAAAAUGGUUCCCACUUAAUCCAGCAUCAUACACAGAGGAUUUUCUAUUUCGAAAAAUAAAUUUAGGGCUCUACCUGCCCUAAACUUUUCCAGUUUAUAAUUAUAAUAGCAAUUCUCUGGAGGAAGAAAGUUACCAAAAUGAACUACAGAAUCCCCUGGUUUAUAAAACAGACGUGUGUAGAAUCAGGUGCUCAUAUUUGCUGAUUUCUUAAAACUCAAAUUAAAUAUGUUUAUAUUUCUCAUUGAAAAUAUGCUCAUGGCUCAUGGUUACAUCAUUGUCACCGAAAAACUAGAGCAUUAUUUUAAGGCAAUAUGGAAGCUGAUACGGAGGUAACAUGAUUGAGUCGGUCGACAAUAAAUUCAACAAAUGCUAAUAAAAUGAAAUAAUUUUUGUGUCUAAA
Molecule: messenger RNA, 4342 nt
Organism: Felis catus (domestic cat)
Lineage: Eukaryota; Metazoa; Chordata; Mammalia; Carnivora; Felidae
Gene: BAAT
Product: bile acid-CoA:amino acid N-acyltransferase
Exons: 5
Coding region: 2534-3799 (421 amino acids)
Biological process (GO): acyl-CoA metabolic process; fatty acid metabolic process
Cellular component (GO): peroxisome
Molecular function (GO): fatty acyl-CoA hydrolase activity
Source: RefSeq, a predicted model, not a curated record